Messenger RNA from Closterium sp. NIES-67, 3068 nucleotides. NCBI's taxonomy places the organism in Eukaryota, Viridiplantae, Streptophyta, Zygnematophyceae, Desmidiales, Closteriaceae. The record is from the annotation of a GenBank genome assembly.
CCCCAUGUUCGGCCUUUGCUGUAAAGAGUCAUAAUGGUCAGUCUGGCCAUGGCGUAGGAACGAGUCGUGGUUACGGACUACGAAAAGGGGGCGUGCGGUACCCAUGAUGUAGCACGAUUGCAUCGCCUGCAUGCCGGGGGUGAUCGAUAAUCAUCAGAGCUUGCCAUGAAUGUCGGCGUUAGGGUAGCAGCGUGAAAAACCCACGGACUUGAUGUUGGACGACUGCGAUGAAGCUGCUCGAACUCGUCCUCGUUAUCGCUCUACUGUGCGCCAGCCACCGCUUUCCGGUGAUUUUCACCCUUGUUGCUGCUGGUGACGGUAAGAGUGACAGUACUGACGGGCUUGAGGCGUUGCACAGACACGAGGGAGACGAUACCAGUAAACUAGAACGGAUAGGAGGAGGAGGAGGAAUUCAGGGAGGAGCGCAGGCGCCACAGAGAGGCUUGGAAGUCGAAACGCUUGAGUGGAAGGAGGCACGGGCAGGGAUAGAUGGAUGGGGAGAGCGAGCGUUGCGCUGGAGAAAGUACAAACAGGGGAGAGGGUUGCCGGAAGAGAAUGCGCAGAAAGGACGAGGAGGAAGCGGAGGAGAGACACAAAGUACGGAGCAGCAAGGAGAGGGGCAGAAAGGAAGGCAGGGACGAGAGCGGAAGAGAGGGGGAAGGCAGCAUCGGUUGAGACUGGAAGCAGGGAGCCUCAGCCGUGCUCGGCGCUCGCUGUAUGAACCUGAUGGCGCUGUGAGGGCGCGGCACCACCGGCUGUUCAACUCGUGCUGGAGCGUCCACGAGAGGCGCUUCUACCAGCCGGCAUCAUCUGCCAGCACGCCAAUGACGGAGGAGCUGGUAGCGAGGCUGGAGGCGUAUGCUGAGAGGCAGGCGCGGUGCAUCAAUGGGGUGAAGGACUGGCCUGCCUUCCUCUCCAAUCCCAUGAAGGGACUCAAGGACGGAGUUAAUCUAUCCACUGUCCAGGACUGCUCCUACCUUUAUCAUCUAGAUCCCGCAUACAGCGGCCUGGGCAAUCAGCUGCUCUCGCUCGUCUCCUCCUUCGCCUACGCCCUCCUCACCAACCGCACGCUCAUCAUCAACCCUCACGCCCAGGCAGCCAUCUUCCUCUGCGACCCCUUCGCCUUCAGUCCCUUCCCCUCCACGUGGAUGCCCAUGGACUCGCCCACCUUCGCAGCCCAGCGCAAUGUGAUCAUCAAGCAGUCUCCAAGAUUCGGCACUCCAGCAUACGCUGCAGCCAUGCGAACUGCCACCAACAGCACCCCUACCAUCAAUAAUGCUACCGUUACCAGCAUUAGUGGGGAGGAAAGCGGGGCAAGCGUAGAUUCCACAUCUGCUGCCUCUGAUACUCCUGCAGCAGCAGCAGCUGCUGCUGCGGCCGCUUCUGCUUCUGCAGUAGACAUCAGUAGUGUCAGUGGGGAGAGUAACAGCAGUAGCAGCAGUGACGGCAGCAGCAGCAGCAGCAGGACAAAGGUCAACAUGGUGUAUGUGGAGCUCAAAUUCACUGCAUCAGAGGCAGACCUAGCGUUCUUCUGUCCACAGCACCAGCAGCACCCACACGGCUCCCUUUCCGCUGUUCGCGUCCUUGGUCUGCUGACCGAAGCCUACCUUCUUCCCGCCUUGUACCAUUCUCCUCGCUUUGAGUUGGAGCUGGAGCGGCUGUUCCCCGACCGCCUGCCCCUGAUGCACGUGGCGCGCUACCUGUUGCACCCCGCCAACUACCUCUGGGAGGAAAUCACCCGUGCCUUCCGAGCCUACCUCGCCCCGUACCAACACAGGGUCGGCAUCCAGAUUCGUGAGUUCCAGAAGUACGCACCAGUGGACGAGGUUCUGCAGAGAGUGCUGGAGUGCCUGGUGAAUGAGACUAAAGCGGUUCCCCCCAUUGUGUCACACGAGGACUGGGAGAAGCUGACGAAGCAGCCGCCUCCCAGCAAUGCGACCCUACUGAGCCAAGUGGUGGGAGAGGAAGGAGGAGAGCAGGGUGGGGUCCAGGAAGUGCAGCAGGAGGGGGGUGAGGCGAAGCAAGAACAGGGCAACGAUACGGAGGAGGAAAGGGAGAAGGAGCGCUUGGAUGGCGCACAGAAGGGGUUGGGCAGGGAGGGGGGCGGUGGAGGGAUGAAGGGGGAGGAAUCCGCUGGUGGGGAGAGGAGAAGGCAAGGGAGUGUGGGGGUGUUUGUGGCGUCGCUGCGGGCGGCUUAUGGGGAGAUGCUGAGGGAGAUGAGCACAGAGGGGCGGCCAGAGGGAGGAGGGGAGAUCGCUGUGAGCAUGCUAAGCCAUGAGGGCACUCAGCAACUGCGGGAGAAGAAGCAGGCAGAGAGGGCUCUAAGGGAAAUGUGGCUUCUAUCUAUGUGCGACACUCUUCUCAUCACAGACACGUCAACCUUUGGCUACAUAGCAGCAGGCCUGGCAGGCGUUCAUCCCCACUCUCUCAACAUUGUGGCUCGGUACCACAGCGACUGGCGCAAGAACAACCGAACCUCCUGCUCCCGAACCUCCCCCGAACCGUGCUACCUGUCGAUAUUCGACGUCAAGUCCAGGCAUAUUCAGUGCCCUGGCACCCCUCCAGUCACCACACCUGCAGAUGUCUCCUCCCUUGUCGAAUCGUGUCCCAACUUUGGCAUGGGCCUCUCAAUUGUGCAAAAAGGUACGGGAGACAACCCUUAGGGCUGACUAUGAGGGUGUAUUUCCUAGGCGCCUAUCAAGAAGAGGCACAGAAGACAGCCUGUAAUGCUGCCCAUGGGUGUCAGGUUGUCUCUUUUUUUGCGUUAAGUAUGAACCUGUCUAUCUUUGCAGCCUCCCCCCAGACAUGGCUGCCAAUGACAGCAUGAAUUAAAUGUGCACCGUGAUGAAAAGGGAAUUGUUUCACAUUGCAGGCUGGUAGAUUACUGCAAGAUGCUACAUGCCUGGUAUCAAGCCUAAACAGCUUCAGGCUUAGAGUGCUUCAGGAAGGAAAAGGGGUUCUCAGUGCUUUAGUGCUUUAUAGGUCCUUUGAUCACCGAAAGAGAGCAGGCGCGAGCAGUGCCAUCACACCAGAAACGAGACAGCUUAUAACGGAGGCAUAGCUGCAGC